This is a messenger RNA of Astyanax mexicanus (Mexican tetra), 3651 nucleotides long. Its product is annotated as 1-phosphatidylinositol 4,5-bisphosphate phosphodiesterase delta-3-A. Gene Ontology annotation, molecular function: calcium ion binding; phosphatidylinositol-4,5-bisphosphate phospholipase C activity. The transcript has 16 exons. NCBI's taxonomy places the organism in Eukaryota, Metazoa, Chordata, Actinopteri, Characiformes, Acestrorhamphidae. Gene Ontology annotation, biological process: intracellular signal transduction; lipid metabolic process. The record is from RefSeq and is a predicted model, not a curated record. The coding region runs from base 1121 to 2863 and encodes 580 amino acids.
ACGAAUGAUACACGGAUUGACCGGCUCAGGAGGAGCCGGACUGAGGAGAAGCUGCUUCAGGGGUUCAGUUCUACUUUAAAAGUUAUGCCACUGGUGGCUGGGGCAGAUGCAGUUGUCAGAGCCGUGGGCUGGUCGUGUCCCUCCCCCAGUCCUAAAAAAUUAGUAGUCGUGUCUAAGAAGUGAGGAGACGAAAUAUUGAGGUUUUGUGUCGAGUUCUUCCAAAAAGCAGUAGAACGACAUGGGCAGCAGAAAAGAGAUGCUGGACAAUGAAACAAUGAGCAACAUUGAUGAGAUCCAGAGUGAGGAUGAGAUUUCCCAACUGGAGUAUGAAGACUCUCUGAGUAAUCCAGGUACCGGAGAGCAGUCAACCACAGAAUCCUCUUUCUGCCAUGCUUAGAUGUGGAUGAUGAUGAAGAUGUGCAGGCAAUGAUGCAGGGCUCUACAAUGCUGAAGAUUGGUUCUCCAAACUGGAAGUGGAGGCGCUUUCUGAAGCUGGAGGAUGAUAAAAUCACUAUAUGUCAUCAUUCCAAAAAGAGCUUAAAGAAGUCCAAAACCUUCAAGGUGGAGGAUGUGGAAUCUGUGCAAGAGGGUUGUCACUCAGAGAGGCAAAGAUCAUACGAGGGUUUUCUGCCAGAGGAAUACUGUCUGACUGUUGUGUUUAAGAAAAACCUGAAGAGUUUGGACUUGCAGUGCAAAAGCAGAGAGGAGGCACAGCACUGGGCCCGUGGCAUCCGCACCUUACAGCAAAGAAUGAACAACAUGAGCCAUGCCCAGAAACUCCACUGAUAUCCUAAUAAUAUUGGGUCUCUUAUCUGAAAUGUCUUGACAGAGCAGGGAAGGGGUAAAUGAUAAAGUCAUAACAAAAGGCGAAAAAGUUUUUAGAAAUCUUGAUAUUGUUUGAUAUUUGAAAACAAAGGAACAUCUUAAUUUUUUUAGUCCACACCUUAAUCCUAGUCUAUACUCAAUACAAUUUUAUUCUGAUGAAUAAAGUCAGAAUUCAAUGAAUUUGUUUGUUCAUACAGUGUUAGAUCAGUAUUAACCCUUGACCACCCUCACUUGGAUCCACGAAAACCUAAAGAAAGCAGAUUUGAACAAUGAUGGGGUGUUGACAUUUGAGGAAAUGAAAACUCUCCUCCAGAUGGUCAAUAUAGAUCUUGAUGAGCAGCACGCCUCACAACUGUUCAAGGAGUGUGAUCAAUCAGGAGACAUGCUUCUUGAGAAUGAGGAGAUUGAGACGUUUUGUUGCAGGCUGUUGCAGCGCCCUGAGCUGGAGAAUGUGUUCGAUCAGUACUCCUCCAAAAGCCAUGUGCUGUCCACUGUGAAGCUAAGGAAGUUUCUGAAGGAGCAGGGAGAGGACAGUACACUUGUGCAUGCAGAGAACCUCAUCCUUACAUAUGAGCUUGAUGAGUCGGCUAAGCAGGCCCAGAAGAUGACGCUCGGGGGCUUCACCAUGUACAUGCUGUCGAAGAAUAAUGACAUAUUUGAUCCAGAGCAUGACAAAAUCUAUCAGGACAUGAGCCGACCACUCAGCCACUACUUCAUCUCCUCUUCACACAACACCUACCUUACUAAAGACCAGCUUGUGGGCGAGAGCAGCACAGAACCAUACAUCUGGGCAUUAACCCAAGGCUGUCGCUGUGUUGAGCUGGAUUGCUGGGAUGGAGAUAAGGAGCCGGUGAUUUUCCAUGGUCACACCCUCACCACUAAAGUGCCUUUCAAAGAGGUAGUGAAGACAAUCGCUGACUAUGCCUUUAAGACCUCUCCAUUUCCUCUCAUUCUGUCCUUGGAGAACCACUGUUCAGUGGAGCAGCAGACCAUCAUGGCCCAGCAGCUGCGCUCCAUCCUGGGAGACAAACUGCUCACAGAGCCCCUCAGCGAUCAGCCCUGCGAAAGCCUUCCUUCACCAGAGGAGCUGAAGGAGAAGAUUCUGGUGAAGGUGAAGAAGGAACAAGUGGACCAGCCUAAGGAUAAGUCUAAAGCAAAGGGCAAAACCAAUGCUUUUGUCCUGGUGUUUACCAUGAGUCAAGAGCUUUCUGAUCUGGUGGUGUACACUCGCAGUGUUCCCUUCAAGGGCUUCAGUGAAGCAGCCAAGAAACCCCCAAAUGAGAUGUCAUCAUUUACUGAGAAGGUGGCCCUCAAACACAUUAAAACUUCAGGGAAACUGUUUUUACAGCAUAACAGCCAGCAUUUGAGCAGAAUUUACCCAUCUGGUUUUCGUCUGCAGUCAUCCAACUACGACCCUCAGGACAUGUGGAACGUCGGCUGCCAGCUGGUGGCUCUGAACUUCCAGACUGACGGGGAGCAGAUGGAUCUAAACAGGGGACGUUUCUUACCGAACGGUCGCUGUGGAUAUGUCCUGAAGCCCAGCUUCCUGUGCCAAACUGACACUGAGUUUAACCCGGAUAACAAGGGAGGAGGACCAGGACAUAACCACACUCUCCUCACCAUUCAGAUCAUCUCAGCCCAGCAGCUGCCUAAACCAGAGAAUGGAAAACUCAAGUCCAUCGUGGACCCUAUGGUUUGGAUAGAGAUCCAUGGGGUUCCCAUAGACAACAGCAAGGAAAAGACAAAACGCAUUGACAACAACGGCUUCAACCCUACGUGGAACGAAACUUUCACAUUUAAAUUGCACGUGCCUGAGCUGGUCCUGGUGCGGUUCGUGGUGGAGGACCAUGACCAUCAUUCCAAAAAUGACUUCUUGGGACAAUUCACAUUGCCUUUCACCAGCAUGCAAGCAGGUUACAGACAUGUGCGGCUACUGGGGGCCGACGGUUCCAGCCUAUCUCCUGCCAGCCUCUUUGUUCAUGUGAAGGUUACAUCUAAUUACGGUAGCCCUAAGCAUGCUGCAUCACCCAAAGCCUAGAAGAAGUGCAGUCAUGGUGCUUCUGGCUUACAGUGGCUGUUACUGAUUUACUGUGUUGUUUAUAGCUGUCUCUUUGCUGCUCUCUCUCCUCACAGGAAUGAUGGGCCUGCUUAUAUAAGGUGUAAUGGUAUACAUUCGUAAACACUAAAUCAUGCUCUAGACACAGAGUUAUCCAUAGGAGGAGUCUUUCUAGAAGAAUGGUUACAUACAUUAGUGAAGAAAAAUACUGAGGAAAAAUAUAAGCUGAAAAGUUACGUUAACUGUAGCUUCUGUCAUAAACUGUGUAACGUGCAGGAGAUUUGUUCAUUCUUUAAAUGAUCACUUAGUUAGUUAAUUACUUUGUGAGAGAGAAUGUAAACAAAUCAAAAAAAAAAUCAGGUACAAACAUAUUUCAGGGGUGUUGAAUGCAUUAAAUACAUAAAAUCUAAGUCUUAAAUAUUUAUACUGCCAAAUAUAAUUUUGCAUAACUAACUGUGAUCUCAUGUUUUGUCAUUUUUUUUCUGAACUUUUGCACUAUAUUAUUGUAUAUUAUUGUUAUUAGUAAUUAUGCUUUGGUAACUAAGCUCAGAUGGUGAAGUACAAACACACUCAAAGUCAUAACUAUUUUCAUAACUCUAAAGUCAUUGCCAGUCUUUGUUGUAGACAUUACCCUUUUAAGUAUUUUUUUUAUUUCAGUUACUUCUUUUGCUGCAUUCUGUUUAUAAUUAAUCUAUUUAUAAUACAAUAUUCUAAACAGUCUAUAGCAUUACUUUUUGUAACUUUGGCAGCAAUAAAAUGAUAGAUUUUAA